CGCGCGAGACGCGCACCGACGCUCGACGCGCGCGCCACCGUCUCGAGGAGCGACCCCGGCGGGACAGAGGGCGCGCGCCGAACGCGGACAGGAAGCUCCAGACGUCGUCUAUGUCAGCGCGCUUCGGUGUGUGCAGCCGAGUGUGAACGCAACGGUCGCUCGCGAAACAGAGGGACGGGGGGGGGGACACGGACACGGAGACGCCGAGGAGGGAGGCCGAUGAUGAUGCUGGUGAUGCCGGAGCCGCUGCUGCCUGUCGUCGCUUCGUCCUCACGCCGGUGACGAGCAGGACACACACCGACAUUGCCCCCACACACACACACACACACACACAGGCGCUCGCGCGCGCUGAUGAAGACAGACGCGGAGAAAGGAUAAGACACCGAGAGGAAAGCGCCCGACACGAGUGGGCGGACCCCCUGCGGACCCCCUGCGGACCCCCGCCGGGCUUCAGGAGGACGGACAGAAGGAGGAGACGUCCCUUCGUGAGGUAAAUGCUGAUGACACCCUGGAGAUGCUGCCGAAAUCGAGAAGAGCGUUAACCAUUCAGGAGAUCGCGGCGCUGGCCCGGUCGUCGUUACAAGGUAUCUCCCAGGUGGUGAAGGACCACGUGACGAAACCGACCGCCAUGGCGCAGGGCCGCGUCGCUCACCUCAUCGAGUGGAAGGGUUGGUCCAAACCCAGCGACCCGCCCGCCGCCCUCGAGUCCGACUUCAACUCCUACUCGGACCUAACAGAGGGGGAGCAAGAGGCCCGCUUUGCGGCAGGUGUUGCUGAGCAGUUUGCCAUCGCUGAGGCCAAGCUGCGUGCCUGGUCAUCUGUGGACGGAGAGGACUCCAACGACGACUCGUACGACGAGGACUACCCCGCCAACGAGACGUCCUACACGUCUCGGACAACAGAUGGCGUGCAGUACCCUCACUACCUGCGCGACCUCCUGCACGGCCAGGCAUGUCCUCAGGGUGGCGACGGCGGCUCCCCGGACGCCCUCUGCUCCAGCCUGUGCAGCCUGGAAGACCACCCCCUGCUCCGGGGUCCUGCGGUGCCCCCCGCCUCCCCGGCGUCACCCGCCGACCUGGCGGCGAAGAUCCUGGGCGUCCUGCAGGGCUUGCAGCGGGGAGACUGCGCUUUCCGGCCCUUGGGCCACCGCGCCGCCGCCGCCGCCGCCGCCGACGACUCCUCCUGCUCGGCCUCCUGUUCCGAAUCCUUCCUGUCGCCGGAGGAGGACGAGUCGGCGGCCGAGGACUUCGACAGCGUCUACCGGGACGGGUCACCGGGGUACGGCGGCCGCAGGAAGGUCUCCGACGUGGCCUCCUCCGGGGUCGUGUCCUUGGACGAGGAGGAGGAUCUCGAGGAGGAGGCGGAGGAGGAAGAGGGGGGGGGUAGGAAGAUGGAGCAGGGGAACUAGACUCUUUCAUUGUGGCCCCCCUCCCCCAAAAAGCCUGUAGACCCCCCCCCCCUUGCGAAUGCCCCGCCUGGUUUGAUAAUCUCCUGCCUGGUUUGAUAUUUUGUAGUGUGUGUUCUGUCCUGAGGCGAGUGAACAAUCCUGCUGUCGGUGCGGAAGUGCGGCGGGCGUUGCCCGGGACAUGCACAAGGGAAUGUCCUUUGCAUGUGGUCGCAAAUGCUGAAAUGACCCCGUGGGCUGAGCACGGUUUAUGGUUAUGGCUGCCCCCCCCAACCCCCAGCAUGGCAAACUAUUAACCUUGAGAAUAUGAGCAGAUGCUGGAAUGUUCUAAAGCUGUCGAGAUGAAACGCUGUUUCUCGACUCGUCGUAACGGCUCUCAACUCCACCGACUCCUACUUUUCUAACGGGGGGGGGGGGGGCGCUUUCCCUCCCCGGCGCAGUCGUCUUUUCAAACGGAAUGUUCUUGAAGUUUCACUCCAGUGCUAGAAGUGCAGAGUUUGAUUUUAAAAUGUGGAAAAGACAAAAAAAGAACCCCAGACAGAAACACUCGUUUCCAGUGAUGCAGUGAAGGUGUGAGUUCUGUCUCAGAGUCUCUAUUUUUGUACAUGUCCCCCCCCCGCCGCCGUCACCGCCCCCCCAGCUGUGCGCCUCGGCUCUCUGUGCUUUGCACGACGCUACGUGUCCGUAUCUCUUUUCUUGGUUCCCAGUGGGUGAAAAGGCCCGUUGAACAAAAACUAUUUUAAAGAAAUGUCUGAAAUGUGGUCCCCCCCCUUAUUUUGGAUGUGUGACUUCGCAUGUUGCGGUUGUGGUCACGACCCACGCCGAGAGCGGUCGUGACCACCUGCCGCUCCGCCCGUCGGUAUCGGGCCUCCGGGUCCUGCUGACGGCACCGAAGCGCCUCCCUCAGCUGGGAGGUCGGAGCGGCGGCUGCCUCUGUGAACAGGGCUGAGGGUGAUGCUGCGUCGCCAUGGCGACAGCUGCACUCUUCUUGUGACGUGCGGAGGGGGGUGUGAAGGACCAGCGUGUUGCUCCACAGCUCAGGAAGUGCAGCUGACCUGUCCCUCCGCCAGUCCCUCCCAUUGACAGUGUCCACGCCCACCAGGUAGUCCCCGUCGUCUCCGUAACAACCGCGAGUGUAGGACCAGCCGUCCACAUGACCCUUCAGUCCGACGUCGAGGCUUCCCGCUUACGAGAUGGCGUGUGAGGAGGAGGAGGACAUGGAAGGAGACACGUGGCUCAGUAAUCAUCUCCUCAUGUCUCUGUGAGUGCGUGUGUGCGUGAGCGUGUGCGUGUGUCGGGCAGCGGCGGGACACUCUGAUACCCGUGUCCACCAGCGGACACCAUCGCGCCAACGGCCCUUUCGGCUCCCCCCUCCGCGUCCUUCCCGCUGUGCUCGGAGUUGUGGUCGGGAGUAGCGCCCCCUGUUGGAUCGCAGUGGAGUCUCGUGGAGCUCGAUGUCGCGCCCAAGCAGGACUUUUGUGCACAUUUUGUAAAGAGUCAUAUUUUUGUAAGAAGGACCGUGUGAAGCGCACAGGUGUGAGGCGCUCAGAUGUCGGGUCAAACUCAGGUUCACCUCGAACGCUGUGCCUUCGUCUCUAUUUCCCUUUUCUGACGGUCCAGAUCUCAGCUCCUGCUGGGGGGGCAGCGGCGAUGGCGGGGAGGGGGGGGUGUGCGGAGGCCGUGUCGAUGGAGAGUGUGUUUCGUCGCAUCAGAGAGAGGCUGGAGGGACGGGGGGGGGGGGCGGAGUCACCCAAAGAGAGCGAGCGAGAGUGUGUGUGUGUGUGUGGUGGCACCUUCACUGGGGAGAAGUUGGUCAAUUGAUUACACACUCUGGUGUCUUGGCAUCCGGUGACACUGAGUGUCUGUGCUGUCUGGGGUGGGGGGUGGGGGGCGG
Molecule: messenger RNA, 3299 nt
Organism: Scleropages formosus (Asian bonytongue)
Lineage: Eukaryota; Metazoa; Chordata; Actinopteri; Osteoglossiformes; Osteoglossidae
Product: protein FAM131A-like
Exons: 5
Coding region: 515-1408 (297 amino acids)
Source: RefSeq, a predicted model, not a curated record